Molecule: messenger RNA, 1122 nt
Organism: Ostertagia ostertagi
Lineage: Eukaryota; Metazoa; Nematoda; Chromadorea; Rhabditida; Trichostrongylidae
Source: the annotation of a GenBank genome assembly
UACACUUUGUUCAUACGACACAAACUUGGGAAGCCUGUUUUUACGAACAAUCCAUGCUCGUUCUUGAAUGCUUUCUACUUCUUCAGCACUAUUGUGUCAAGGUAUGUGAAUAAGAUUUCCUGUGCAACGAAUAAGUCCACGCCCAACUAUGUGGCGCGUCGCCUUCGUCUUAUAGAUAAGAUUGAAAAUUUCGUAAAGGAGAACAGUGAAUCGCCUCUGUUAAAUCCGCUUUUCAUUCCGAUGUUGUUACUCUUGCAUGGCGAAUUAACAGCUACUGAUCCAGAGAAAUUUACAAAAGUUGUAUUAGAGAGCGCGGCGAUGCCCCUUGGUCUCAAAAUUGCAUGGUGUGUAAACCUCUUGAGCUCGCCUAAGAUGAAGGAAGCCUUCCAUUUUCUAUUUCAGCAGAGCGUUGGUAUGGAUCGUUUACAGUUCGUUGGGCUUGGUCGCCAUCCGGACUCACUGCAUGUUCUAUCUGAAUUUCUGUAUGCAACCCAGGAUUGUCAGGUGUUCUCCCAUCUUGUCGUUGCUGGCGGGUGUUUAGAAGAGGACAAUCCUGUAGUUGACGAGAGUGAAUCAGACGAUUGCUCCAAGUCUGACAUCGAUAUGGAAAGCCUGAAAGGUCCAUCUGCUAUCGACAUCCCGUCUCUAUUCACUAUGUUUCCCACAAGUCACCUACACGUCACUAGGGAUAUGCCAGAUUUCUUGCACCUUGCUCGAGCCGAAUUGUGCCGGUACUCCUUCAUACUACAACGCAUGGAGCGGUUUUGCUUCCGGAGGAAGCUCUUAAAUCUAGUGCCACAGAUUUAUUGGCCGGAUUUUAAGACAACAGUUGACAUUUCCUGCACAUUCUGUGGUUCUAGUUACGAGGCAGCCUUACAUAAUGCUGAGUCGAUGAUAAAUGAUCAGAUCUCACAAGUAAGAUCGCGGCCGGCUGUCACAAGAACGGGUCCAAGCCGGUCCUCCGGUUCCGUCAGUAGUAACAUGGCUUCAAUGUCGUUCUCGUUAUCAUCAGUAGGACAGUCGGACUCGGAAUCGAGCACCAUGUCGGCAACGCCAACAGCUGAAUCCUAUUAUGAUUAUAAUGGAGUUGACGGUGGCACUGAAGCUGAGAACUUGCCAUAG